UUGAACCCAAUGCAACUCGUCAUCAAUUCUUACCGAGUUAUUACUGGUACCAUAGCUUUAGUCAAACAAGAGAAUGCCAGGAUUAUGCUUGCCGAUUUCCAGUACUGUUAUACCAUGUGUUGCCUUAGAAAAGACACGGACUAUGUCUAUUACCUCAAACCGAGAUCCACUGAAUAUAAAAUCGUAGCCGACCUCCCAGACUCCAACAAGGGAGCUGGAGACGAUUACUUCAUCGUCUCGGGCAAUUGGGAGUUUCAGCCAAACGAUGACCUCCAUCUUUAUCCCUUAAGCCGAACAGUUCUCGGGGAAGGAGCUGGUAAGGGCCACCCUUCAUAAGUUUUCUUAUCUUCUUGCAUAAAGUUUUCAAUAUUCUGUUCUAAUGUCUGUGCUGUUCUGCAGUUCUUCCUCAGCCUCCAAAGAACUUUUGUCAAUCCUUCCUCUCCAGCAAGGAUUUGAAGAAGCUACUAAGCCUUCCGGUUCACAAACGGAAGGCGCCUUUGCUUUUCAACUUUAUCCCAACAUAUAAGUCAGCUCUGCCCGACGUCCCUGAGAGGAAGAAGAAAAGCCUUUCUCCACCUUCCGCCACAACUCCACAGACUGCGUCCACAUCUCGGACAAAUCAAGGGUCAACUUCCGAUCCAGCUGAUCAGCCAUCAACCUCGGCUCCAUACUUGAUUCCAAUAUCACAACGCCGCCGCCGUCGACGCCGAACAGUUUCUACUGCCGAGAUGGGUCGCCCAAAACCAAUUGCAAAAGAUCUUCUGGCCAGCAUUCCAACCGACGUUGACGCUCAGCUAGUUCCAACCCAGCCUCCAAAGCCAAAAAGGAUUAAAAAGGGUCAACCAAAGCCUAAGGUAAUUCAGACUGAGUCUAUGGAUACUUUGCCGAUCUCCAAGUUGGUUGAGAGUGACAAAUCUCAACCCUCUGCUGGGAAGAGGCGUUUUGAAGCCCAGCCAUCAGAAUCCCCAAAAUCAAAAAAGCCGAGGUCAUCUUCUGCGACCACCUCGGGGUCUAAAAAGAAUGAUGUCCCUUGGGCUCCAAAAAUUACUCUGAAAGAUAAGCCAGUCAUGGCUAACGAUAGUGCUGACAACAUCAACAUCGGCGUAGCCCUCAAUACUGCUCUGCUCCUCCCCGACGAUCUUAAUCGAAACGCCGAGAUGAGCGAGUACGAAAACUACACUUUGAUGCUUCAACGUUCUGUUCAAGCUAUCCACAUGCCCAUUCUUUCUCUAUUCAAUCUUUCGAAAAUCGAGAGAAGUUGGCCGAGAUGAAGAAGGAGUUCCCUGUUCUUCAAAAAGCCAACAAGAGUUUACAAUCAAAGAUGAAAAAGUUGGAGGACCAAGCCGAGGCUGCAAUCAAAGCCCAAACUGACGCCGAAGAGAAGGCUGAAUCUGCCGAAGCCAUCAGAAAGGUUUCUGAGUCUCAAAGAAAAGAGUCCAAGGAGAAGACGGCCCAAGCCGAAAAAGAGCUUCAAGAAGCCUUGGCCACCAAAGAGGCUGAAAUCAAGGACGCCGACGAGAAGGCAUAUGCUCAAGGUAUGGUCGACGUCACGGAGGCUUAUGAAAUUCAAGUGAAGCAGGCAUGCAACAAGGGUUUCACCCAUGGUUGGAUGUCUCUUCUAAAGAAGCUUAAUGUCCCCGAGGACUCGCCCUUCAGAAAUGUCGACCUUAUUCCUCUUCCAUUCCCUCCAGCCCUAACUCCAACUCUAGCUCAAUCUGUCAGUGACUCUGAAUCUGAGGAGGAGGCCGAGGAGGAAGUUUUAGUGAGGAAAUCAAAAGAUGCUGCUGGGGCCAAGUCUCUUCCUCAGAAUGAGCAAGUCCUAGACUUGACUCAAGAUGAGGAAGGUGAUGAGGUUCCCAGAGACCCUGCUCCUGAGAAGGCAUUAGCUGAUGUCACCAUUGUCGAUAAGAGCCUUGACGAAACUUUGCAAGAAAUUGAUGCUGAGCUUGCGGCAGAAAAGGCGGCCGAGGUGGCUUCUCAACAGCCUUCCGAGGUCCCAACCCAGCUCACUGCCGAUGCUGAGGAAUCUUAGUUUUCACAUCUUUUUAUUUCUUGUAUUUCGAAUUUUCUUUUUGAGAUAAUGUAUGCUCUUUGUAUGUCCGAUAUGCCCUCUUUUUGUUGAAUGCUGAUACAACUUUUCUUCACUGAGUGCUUGUACUUGUCUUCUUUUGAUUGCUUUUGCGUGA
Camellia sinensis is the source of this 2186-nucleotide messenger RNA. RefSeq lists its product as uncharacterized. Lineage: Eukaryota; Viridiplantae; Streptophyta; Magnoliopsida; Ericales; Theaceae. The record is from RefSeq and is a predicted model, not a curated record.